CAACCAUCAAUUUACCAUCUCAAGAUGUCCACUAAUAAUCGUACCCACAACUUUGGCAAGCGAUCGAGAAGCGGCUGCUGGACUUGUCGCCGACGGCACCAGAAAUGUGAUGAACGGAAACCCGCCUGCUGGAACUGUCGCUUGCGCGGGGUGGAAUGUGGAGGUUAUGGCAUCGCACUUGGCGACUUCACAGCGUACAGCGGUCGCAAAGGCCAAAUGGUGUCUAAGAUCAGAAGGAAUGCCCCGGCUGAUGGCAAUCCUGCCGAUCGCAACCAGCAGCCUCAACGCAACGAGUUUGAUGUGGAACUAACCAACCUUGCAAACGACGGACUUCUUCAACCCAUAUCGCCUUCUCAGACAUCGGAAUCAGGAUCGCCCGGGAACUACAGCACCCCCGCGAUUACCCCGGACAUGAAUCAGACGUGGCCCGGUGAAGGCAAUCAGCUUGUCGAAGAAGAUCAAGGACUCAGUCCACCGAUGGCCAUGUUCAUUAAUGAGCCGGCACCGCGGGCACCGCCGAGCGAUCCUUUCGACCAGCGCCUCUAUAGCCAUUACAUGGAUAUAUUGGCAUUACGACUCUACCCGGUCAAACAUGAUCAAAACCCAUAUAGAGUGGUUUAUGGAGCUUUGGCAACCGAGUCCACGCCGCUGCACAAGGCGAUCCUCUUUGCAUCGGCCUUGCACCUCUCGAAACUUGGACAGUUACCCAACUUCGCCCUCAAGCCCUACCGGAUGGCUAUGAGAGACUCUUUUCGCGAUGCGCUAACGCGAGAAGAUGAGUCUUGGGCUCUUGGUGCGACGGUCCUUCUUUCCGUCAUUUUUGAUGUCAUCGGUACUGGGUUGGAUACAUGGAGCUCUAAACUUAUCGGCUGCCGUCGGCUGCUUGAGCGAGCCCUCCUCCGGUCCAACAGUCAGGUACAUGCCGGACUGCGUUGCGUGUUAUUGCAAUAUAACUGGGCUGUGACAAUGGGGAGAACGCUCGUUAAAGGCUUCCUCCCUGCUGCUACAUUUGAAGAACUCAAAUGCAUUGAUGGAGCAUCAUCGGCUCUCGAUCGCGUUGUCGAAGACAUUCAAAUGGCAAGUCAUCAAUCACAUUGGUGGGACAAUCUUCCGGAUUACCGUAUGCAUUUAUUCUUGCGGGAAGCCACCGAGUACUCCAUUACAGUCGACCGUCUCAAAGCAACCCCCAAUAGCAUGGACGAGCUUCUCGAACUAAUGCCCCACGUCACGGAACUCAUCAACAAAAUCCGAAACUGGCAACCAGACAUAUCAGCAGUCGAGCCAGAAUAUAUGGAAUCCAUUCAGCAUUUCAAUGAGAUCUGGCGACAAGGGAUGCUCUGCUAUGCGUACAGUGAGAUAUACGGUCUGGCCUCUAGCCACAGCUACAUCCAGUCAUGCGUCGAGGCAUCCCUUGAGCCUUUUCGAAACUUGACCUGGUUUCAGGCAUGCCUGUUUCCCGUAUUCAUGAUAGCAGUUCAUUGCCAGACAGAGGAAGCUCGAGCGUGUUUUGAGAGUGGCUUGACAAGAAUGCAUACAUCGUUGGCAUUCCAGGGCCCGUUAUCGGUCACUCUGACGUUGAAGAGAGUGUGGGAGUACUUAGACGGUGAUCAGACAGGAAAAGCAAGAUGGAGGGAUAUUAUCACUAAUUUGGGCAUGGAAUUGAACAUUCUCCUGUGAAGUGGGUUCUCAU
Molecule: messenger RNA, 1690 nt
Organism: Aspergillus ibericus CBS 121593
Lineage: Eukaryota; Fungi; Ascomycota; Eurotiomycetes; Eurotiales; Aspergillaceae
Product: Zn(II)2Cys6 transcription factor
Exons: 5
Coding region: 25-1677 (550 amino acids)
Biological process (GO): positive regulation of transcription by RNA polymerase II
Cellular component (GO): nucleus
Molecular function (GO): transcription cis-regulatory region binding; DNA-binding transcription factor activity, RNA polymerase II-specific; zinc ion binding
Source: RefSeq, a predicted model, not a curated record